Messenger RNA from Aspergillus welwitschiae, 1484 nucleotides. Its product is annotated as nitronate monooxygenase. The record is from RefSeq and is a predicted model, not a curated record. Lineage: Eukaryota; Fungi; Ascomycota; Eurotiomycetes; Eurotiales; Aspergillaceae. Gene Ontology annotation, molecular function: nitronate monooxygenase activity. The transcript has a single exon. Bases 312 to 1373 code for a protein of 353 amino acids.
GGAGAUGUUUUCCAGGUGGAUACUGCUAUGAAGGACAACAAAUGUCAACAUCUAAGCGAAAUAAGCUAUAUCCAUCAUCCUUGUAUAAGCACGGCAAAUGUUUCCGCAUGCAGACUGCCAGUCCUCCGCAACACCCGCAAUACGCGCUCAGGCAACCAACGGAACCCACGAGCCCCACCUUUGAUGCCCCCAUAGUUAACUAACUCAUCUCACCCCCUCCACUUCCAUCAUCAUCAUCAUCAUCAUCAUCAUCAUCAUCGUCUAUCCAUCAAUACAUCUAUACAUCAAAGACCAUCACAAAUACACCCAAAAUGUCUCGACUACAACACCUCGCACCCGCUCUCUCCCGCCUCUACCCAUGGACAUCCAGCCCGCUGAUCGUCAGCGCUCCCAUGCGUGUCAUGUCAGGCCCGGCCCUAGCUGUGGCAGUAUCCCGCGCCGGUGGCCUUGGCUUCAUAAAUAACGCCAGCCCAAACAUAGCCGCAGAUCUAGAGCAAGCAUCAUCCCUUAUAUCCUCAUCUACUCUCAAAACAACACCAACACCAACCCCGCACCUCCCCAUCGGCGUGGGCUUUCUCCUCUGGGCCGACGACCUCGACUCCGCCGUCGCAACCAUCCAGAAAUACAAGCCCUGCGCGGUAUGGCUCUACGCCCCGCCUAACGGCCAAGCAGACCUCGACACCUGGUCCCGUGGAAUCCGCACCGCCUCGCCGGGAACCCAGAUCUGGAUCCAGAUCGGGACUUUAUCCGAAGCUAGGAGUAUCUUGAAAUCGACAGAGAAACCCGACGUGGUCGUCGUCCAAGGCGCCGAAGCUGGCGGCCACGGCCGGGCUAAAGACGGGUUGGGUCUGAUUUCUCUCCUCCCGGAAGUGGCUGAUGCGUUUGCGGGGAGUGAGAUUCCCCUAUUUGCUGCGGGCGGGAUAGCUGAUGGACGGGGUGCAGCGGCGGCGCUGUGUCUUGGGGCGUCGGGGGUGGUGAUGGGGACGAGGUUUCUGGCUGCGAAUGAGACGAGGAUUGCGCAUGGGUAUCAGCAGGAGGUUGUACGGGCGGAAGAUGGAGCUGUGAGUACUAUGAAGACGUUGUUGUAUAAUCAUCUCCGGGGCACGUUUGGGUGGCCGGAGGACUAUACUCCCAGGACGAUUAUUAAUCGGUCGUGGGUGGAUCAUCUGGCUGGGAAGGGGUUUGAGGAGUUGAAGGUGCUGCAUGAUGAGGCUGCGAAGCAGGGGGAUAAGGCGUGGGGGCCGGAGGGACGGCUGGCGACGUAUGCGGGGGCGUCGAUUGGGUUGGUUCAUGAGGUUAAGGAUGCGGAGAGCAUUGUGAAAGAGGUGAGGGAGCAGGUGUUGGAGCGGUUUGGGUCGAUUGGGGGUCAGUAGUGUUUGGUUUGGGCUGGAGAGGAUGUGAGUUGGUAGAAUGAUAUGAAAUUUCUAGCAGGAGGGUUGUGUUGUUGUCAGAGUCUGGUAUAAGUACUCAGCUAACUGAUAAGA